UCUGUUGACUACGACAGUUGUGAGUGAAUUAAACUUCCUUGUAGGCGACACACUACUGUAUGCAGUUACUCCGUGCACUCAGUGAGUGUCGGAUAUGUUUUUUACAUGGCUGUUCGUCUGUUGGGGAGCUGUCAUAUGCCGGGGAAUACAAACUUCUCGAAUACGCAUUAUGGAUCAACCAAGCAACUGGUGGGAGGCACAAAGCCGAUGCAAUGUGAGAGAAGGCAGGUUGUACACACCAGGCUCAGAGGACAUUCCACUAGACCUUCUGAACCGUCUACAGCCCGCCACCGACUACUGGAUAGGUGCCAUGCAGUACUUAGCCUGGCUUUGGACAGAAGAUUCCAGUCCCCUGUACACCUAUGCUGGCUUCCUUCCCCUGGGGAGUGUGACAGCAGAGUCAAUGGUAGAAUUUCUUGAUAACUCGGUAUGGAAGUGCCAUCUUCACUGCAGCCCAGAAGAUUCAGUAGGCAUGAAGGGAACCACGUGCUACUGUCUAAAAGUAGGAUACAGCACUACAACUUCGAUUACACCUGAGAACACGUGUCCAGGAAACUUGGGCGAAAAGUGUGGAAACGUCCAAGGGAUGUCAGUAUAUAGGCUAGAAAACAUUAAAUUUGAUCAAGAGGAAGAUAAUUACUGUGCUUAUGCAAUACGUCGGGAUGGGGACCUCUCCAUACACAGCAGCACAUAUGAAGAUUGCCAAAACAAAGAAAGAUGUUAUGCCUGCAUUGAUAGAGGUCCACGUACAUACAUAGAUUGCUGGAAAAAGUCCUGGUAUGAUGCCGACAGGAGAUGCCACUUGGUUAAACUUAAUACAGCUGUUCAGAACGUUCUUCUUAGCCUCACGAGUACGACCACAAUAUACUGGAUUGGCUUAUACAAAGAUAUACACAGGCAAUGGAUAAGCGGAAAGGAGGCUUUGAGCUACGAUGGCUAUCCCAGUAGUUCGUCUUCAGACACCAUGUGUCUGAGUGUAUACAAGCAGAAGAAUGGAAUGAAGCGUUUCUACUGGAGGCCAUGUUCAGAAAAUAGGACGUUCAUAUGUGAAAAUGAAACAAAAUCACAGCCACAAGGAGGAGUUGGUACAACCGAUGGCGUCCACUCUACCGAAGUUACCACACCACUUGCAGGACGGAAAGAUGCUAUGAACUCUUCGAGCAAUCCCCAGGCAGGUGGCUUCAUAGGACUAGGUAUAGGAUGUGUGCUGCUUGUGCUGGCAAUCCUCAUUGUAGUCGUCGUAUUGAGAAGGCAAAAGAAACUGUGCUUUAAGACAAAAAGUGGGAAUCAACCAAUACACUUCACUUCUGGCGCAGAAAACACCACCUAUGGAUUAGCCGUUCAGGCACAAACAGAAAAUGAAACAUAUUCAGUCAUAACACCUCCUGACAUAGAUAGAACAUCCACGUCAUCCACGUUUCCAACGUCGAUAGUCCGACCCAAUGCUCACAAUGACAACAACAUCAACACCUCUCAGAUUAAUGAUGAGGAUGAGUACAACGUGUUGUCAGAAUCCGACAACUCGAAGAAGGUUAUGCCACACGGGAAUCCCUACAAUCACCUCUCGGGACCUGACAGAGGUAACGAGUCCACAGGAGACUACGACACUGCAAACUGUGUUCCACAGACAGGAGAGGCGACCACUGGGCUGAAAAACACGACCGCAGAUACACUACUCUCUGAUGUAGCGAGUGGUCAGAACUUAGAGGAGGGUCAGUACAAUGUGCUCGGUCAGCACGACUCUCCCAGAACAGUUGAUGCCGACGCGGGGGUGUACGACCACGUGGCAGCGGACGAGGGGGAUUAUGACACUGCACAGCAGUGUAAGAAUCCCAGCAAAGUGGAUGAUACUUACAGUCACAUUCAGAGGACAAACACUGAAUGUGAAGAGGAUGCUUAUGAUGUUGCAAGUAAACGGCAACCGGAAGGAUGUUCUGAUGACACCUGCGACCACGCCACUAAGGUCGAUGACGAAGAAAGAGACAAGGCCGACUACUACAACACAAAGUGUCUUCUUCGAGACGAUGGAAAUCUUCAUGGACAUCCCGGAGGUGAUGAUCGGUCUGAUGAAAAUGAUCAAAAAAACGCUUACAGUCUUGCCAAGGACAUUUCUGAUGCCUAAGUAUUGACAAAAUAUAGAAAUGUUAUUAUGUAGCACUUGUACACAAUUUAUACUCUUUACUAAACACCAGUUAGCUCUUAUUGAUUGGUGUAAUAGCUCCGUUUUGACAACCUAUUAUGUCCACAUAUGAAUCUGAUUUAUUUGUUCCUGGUGUGUUAUGAUAUUUGAUGGCAGCUUAUGUCUUGAUAACUGAGAAUAAUGCAUGAUUUGUAAUAUGAUUGGACAUCGAUAAGUGUUAUAUGAUUUUCCUCCUUGCAGGAAUAGCUUCUUUUUAUUUUCAUUAUAUAUAAUAUACAGUAAACUACGGUUAUAACGAACUCGAAGGGACCACUCAUUUUAGUUCGUAAUAAUUCGUUAUAAGCGUAUAUACAGCAUAUGUACAACAACCGGCAGAGACUAAACAAUAAGUUCGCUAUAUCGGCCAGUUCGUUAUAAGCGUGUUCGUUACAAACGUAGUUUACUGUAUUUCAUUUUUUUGAAUGCACAAAUAAACGUUUUUUAAAUUGAAAUAAUAUUAUGUGUAAUGUUUAUAACUAGAAAAACAAUUUUCAAAGGGAUGUUGUUGAUUAUAUAAAAUACAUUUCUAACAGGUUCAGGAAAUAUAAUGCAGCUGUGUAUAAUGAAUUAGUUAACACCAGCAGUAUAGAUUAGGUUUCACAUAGUGUAGCUUAGUGUUUCUUGCUUAGGCUAACGCUUCAGAUUCUAGGCUACCCCACAGAUUUGAUGCAUCAGUGUGACAUAUCAACAGUGUAACUAACCCGCCACCACAUCUGCCAGACACGUCACACGCGUUGUAGGUCAAUUUGAAAAUCCAAAUAGAAACCUGACAUACAAAGUGCUUAAUAUGACUCAAAAGUUAUUAAAGUCUGAUGCAAAGUGAUGUCUGAUGCAAUUACCUAUUUUGACCUGUACCACAUGUGCCAGUGUUUGUUCAGGUGAACACUUGCCUUUGCGUGUGUUUGUGACGGGUGCCAUCGGUGAGGCAGAACACCUGGUAUCAAUACUAAUUAAUCGUGAUUCAUAUGGUUAUGACGUAGUCUAAAUCGUACAAUGGAUCAUAGAUUGUUAUGGUUAUAGAAAUAGUUUUGUUGAAAUAGCAGCGACGGGGUACAUGAUUCAUGAGUGAUCCUAACAUAAUGUAAGGGGACAUCCCGCGGGUAAUCAACCAACUCUUCACUCACAAGUCAAAAUAGGGAAUGCACCGGACAAUUAGAAAUGUCUAAUAUAAACUAUACUUUUAAGAGAAUAAUUGAGACCGAACUGGUCGGUAACAGUUUAUGAUCAUUUAUAAAAAUAAACAAAUAAUGAGUAUUCUUUUGGAAUACACUGAAAUGAUUGAAUUGAUGAUAUUGCAAGAAAGAAGGGUGUAUUGUGUAGAUGGAUAGACUGAAGAGCCCUAUGGCAUAUUCAAUAUAAAGUUCAAGCCAGCAGGAUAUUCUCAAAAAAAGAGGCGUUGAGGGGACAAUGGAAUCACGUCACAGGAUGUGUAAAUGUUAAGUCCCAAAAUAUAGUUAUGAUGACAGACCCAUUGUAUUAUUUUUCUUCCUGUUUACGGAACUAGGUUGACAUAUUCUUGUCAAGACAAUAGGAUCACAUAAGUGGAGGUUUAGAAGUACAGUCUCAAAAUACCACUAUUUCAGAUUACUUGUAUCAUGCAGAUGCAACUUUGACAUCCGACCACAUUAACACGUGAAUGUUUUAAUCAUGUAUGGGGGUCCAAAGGCCCAUGUACAUUUCAGUUAUAUAAACAUACACUUACACACAUUUGAGGCAAUUUACAUUGAAAACACUACUUACGUAUAAUAUCAGGUCUUUGUACGUAGUAAAAGAGAUUGCUUUACAUACUUAGCUAUAUAUUUAUGAGUAUACGAUCAUUUUUUAACACUGUCCUGGCACAAAAGCUAUCCUGGUUUCACCUGUUUUCGGCGAUGUACGACUAAUGAGCUGCGAUUUUCAACAAUUUUAAAUAGGGUAAGAUUGGUAAUAAGUUUCUAGAGUAUAUUUCAACAACUUUUUUGUUAC
Molecule: messenger RNA, 4144 nt
Organism: Haliotis rufescens (red abalone)
Lineage: Eukaryota; Metazoa; Mollusca; Gastropoda; Lepetellida; Haliotidae
Exons: 10
Coding region: 95-2122 (675 amino acids)
Source: RefSeq, a predicted model, not a curated record